Messenger RNA from Sycon ciliatum, 2762 nucleotides. Its product is annotated as interferon regulatory factor 5-like. The transcript is spliced from 9 exons. Gene Ontology annotation, cellular component: nucleus. The coding region runs from base 148 to 2373 and encodes 741 amino acids. The record is from RefSeq and is a predicted model, not a curated record. Lineage: Eukaryota; Metazoa; Porifera; Calcarea; Leucosolenida; Sycettidae. Gene Ontology annotation, biological process: regulation of transcription by RNA polymerase II; immune system process. Gene Ontology annotation, molecular function: protein binding; RNA polymerase II cis-regulatory region sequence-specific DNA binding; DNA-binding transcription factor activity, RNA polymerase II-specific.
AAGUCGGCAUCCCGAUCGAUAUAAAGGAAGGAAGAUGGCUUUUCCAGUGCUUAGAAUUGAAAGGGCCAGGGAAAGGGAUCUUCUUCUUGAUCGCAGCAGUCAACGCCAAAGUAAAACUUGGAUUACUUCUCCAAACACUUUGCAAACAUGUUUCCCGUAUCGGACGAGUUCGUCAACUCGCCAACCCCGCCACAGUCCGAUGAUGACUGCAAAUCUAUUCAGAGCGAAGUGGAAGACACCAUCAUGGAUGUUGAUAAUGCAUGCUCGCCUCCUGAAUCCCCACUAUCACAGCCCUAUUCAUCGCCGGGUGGCCUUGCCACUCCGCGUGCCCAGUCUCGGCAAUGCGCGUCUGGAAAUCUCGAAUCGCUCGUGCCAGGAAGUCGAAUGCGCAUGCGACCCUUCCUCGAGCAUCUGCUGUCGUCAGGCGAUGUCGACGGCUUGGAGUAUGUGGAUCGGAAGGAGCGGACCUUUCGCAUGCCCUGGAAGCAUGCGAAGAGUUCUGGAUACGAGGGCAUCAAAGACGGAAAGCUCUUCAAACUCUGGGCGUUGAACACGGGUAAACUAUCGCCGGACAAGAUGGAGCAGAGAGAUCAGCCGCUGUGGAAGGUGAACUUUCGCUGCGCCCUCAAGAACGUCCAGAACACAGUGGUAGAGAUCGGAGAAGGCUUCGUGGACGGCGACUACAAGACGUUCCAGUUCAAAAGCGACGAACUGAGCGAUGAGGAGACGCGCAUGCUGCUGGAAGAAGCGUUGCCAGAGCAAGGGCAAACAUUGCCACUGCAACAACAACAACAGCAACAGCAACAACAGCAGCCACGUCCUACAAGCUUGCCGUGGGUCUGGCCUUCGUGCCCUGGUGCCGUGCGUCCUAAUCCUGGCACACACUGCAUCCAGCGUCCAGUACGUCACCAGCCAUACCCAGUGGCCACACAGGGCCCAAAAAAACAAUUUUUGGCGUUGCUGGAGCCGGACACGCAAACGAAUAGCUAUGAUGCGCUGAGCGACUUGACGAGUGCUGUGGCGGGCAAUGGCGCAGCGGUGUCGGUGACUGGUGUAACGCCAGGAUCCAUGGCCGCGCCCAACGUCCCAGGCAGUCUUGACUUGAGUAUGUCAGGACCCGGCUUCCACGCAGCGUCUCCACAGGUCGCAGCAGGUUAUUCCAGCGGCCUUGCAAAAGCUACCCACCUGCAACAACAACACCAGCAGCAUCUUCACCCAGCCAUGACUUCUAUGUCGCAGCCAACGCCUCAGCAGAUUGCUUCAUCACCAUUGACCAACCCCAUGGCCAUGUCAGUCAUGGAUCCUACUCAUUCGAUAUGGCCAGCCGCCGCAACUGCCCAAGCCACCACUGGAGCGAGCAUAACGGAGGUUUCAGCGACGGCCCCGAUCGCCGGCAGCUGGGACACACAGAGCACAGUCCUGUCCACCUUUCCUCAACACUAUCUGAAUCGAUUCCUGACAAUUCCAACGCCUCAAAACCUGGUGUCGUACGAGAUGUACGUCAAGGUGGCGUACCGCAGCUGCGCCAUGGCCGCCAUGCGCAUCGCUCACCGCGACGGCUGCCGUCUGUUCUACGGCCACCCGCCGCCGCGUAACUCUCUCGACGCCGUCACGCAGGAGCGUCUCUUCGGCUCCAGGAAGCUGCUGCAGCUGAGCUUGCCCCCGCCGCGCACCGCCCAGAGCAUCCUGCCGUCGAUGUGGAAGGUCCUGGAGCACACGCACCGCGGUAUUAUUCUUCAGAUGGAUAACAAUGAUGUAUACGCCACACGCCUGUGCCCCGCAACUACAUACUACCAGAGCCAGGACGGCGACGUCAUCGCAUUGGAGCGGUGCGUGCGCACGCUUAUCUUCAGCUUUGAGCGCUUCCUCGCCACGUACGAGCGCUACAAGAAUCUCCCGGCAGCAAGCGGGCGUUUGACUGCCCGUGAGCCGCCGUGCUACGAGAUCCUGAUGAGCAUCGGGCAGCACUGGGGCCCGGAGCGCAUGCGCGACAACAACCUCAUCUCGCUCAACAUCACGCACUGUCUCGGCGAGAAGAUGAUCGAGUCGCUGCGCCAGGAGUACUUCAAGCAGAGGGCGCCAUUCGACACCGACUACAUGUCGGUGGAUGACAUGGACGAGGACGACCGACGGGCGAGGGAGGCAAUGGCCGCCGCUCUGCAAAGCCAACACAAGGCAUCGCUGGCCGGAGCUCAGGACCCGAUGCUGCAGAGCGGCUCCGGUGGUCGCAAUCGAGGUGCCGCAGCCGUGGCCGCAUCCGGGAGUGGCGGUGGCGGUGGUACAACUGCCAAGAACAUGCGCAAGACCAAGGAGAAGCGCUCCAACGCCAAGCAAGUGGCCAAAGCGCUGCCCGCAAUCACCGUUGCAAACUAGCAAGCGAGCUCUCUGCCUUCUCUAGUGACCAUAGGCAUAGUUCCUGAUUUGUUGACCCCGAAGUACUUGUAGGAAAUCUUGAGAUACAAACUGUACAAUGUGGAACAUACAUUAUUUUUAGUUGAUAUCGAUUAAUUUUAGCAUUGGACACUAUUUUGACACCAGUAACAUUAUGUGGCUCAACAGAUACGCGUAAUCCUACUUGUAUGUAUGACGCCUUGUUUCUAGCUGCAUUGCUAACUGGACGGUGAUCAGCCAUGCACGUGCCAGUGGCCUUGAGAGGCUCAGUGAGAUCAGACUCGUGUUACAUGUAUCUGCUAGUGCUCUAUAUUGAUUGAGUGUGCUCCUCCAGACUCUGUGAUUAUGAGAAUGUCUAUUAUUUGAAACGA